Molecule: messenger RNA, 10230 nt
Organism: Taeniopygia guttata (zebra finch)
Lineage: Eukaryota; Metazoa; Chordata; Aves; Passeriformes; Estrildidae
Gene: GAS7
Product: growth arrest specific 7
Biological process (GO): clathrin coat assembly; clathrin-dependent endocytosis; neuron projection morphogenesis
Cellular component (GO): cytoplasm; plasma membrane; clathrin-coated vesicle
Molecular function (GO): protein binding
Source: RefSeq, a predicted model, not a curated record
CCACCCCGAGCCGGCCGUGCCCGUGUGGGCGCCCGGCGCCGGGGCUGCUCGGUGCCGCUGCCCGCGCCUGGCGCCCGCCGGGCCGCAGCAGGGCCCCCUCACAGGGAGGGAUGUCGGGGACGCGCUGCCAGGCGCUGUACCCCUUCUCCGGGGAGCGGCACCGGCAGGGGCUGCGCUUCGCGGCGGGUGAGCUGAUCACGGUGCUGCAGGUGCCAGACGGCGGCUGGUGGGAAGGGCAGAAGGAGGACGGGCUGCGCGGCUGGUUCCCGGCCAGCUACGUCCAGCUGCUGGAGCAGAAACCACGAAAGGCAACUCCUCAGCCAGGAGAAGACACCUUGAACGGCCACCUUCCCCCUGGCUGGCAGAGCUACAUGUCUCCCCAGGGUCGCAGGUACUACGUGAACACCUUCACAAAUGAAACGACGUGGGAGCGGCCGAGCAGCGUGCCUGGCACUCCCAAGAGCCCUGUGUCACAGAAGAGUUCUGCAGUGAAUGGCUACUACAUCUCUGGGUCCCCAGUCCACCAGCUCGACUCAGGUCACAUGAGCCUCCGAAAACCCAGUGGGGACCCCCAGAGCCCGGGAUCCCCGGCGGCGCCGCGGCGGCAGAGCAAGGAGAGCAGCCUGACGAUCAACUGUGUGACUUUCCCCCACCCUGACGUAAUGCCAGAGCAGCAGUUGCUGAAACCUUCAGAGUGGAGCUACUGUGAUUAUUUCUGGGCAGAUAAGAAGGACUCACAAGGGAACAACACAGUGUCGGGAUUUGAAAUUCUUCUUCAAAAGCAGCUUAAAGGGAAACAAAUGCAGAAAGAAAUGGCAGAGUUUGUUCGAGAAAGGAUAAAGAUUGAGGAGGAAUAUGCUAAGAACCUGUCCAAACUGUCUCAGAAUUCCUUGGCUGCUCAGGAAGAAGGCACACUGGGAGAAGCUUGGGCUCAGCUCAAGAAGAGUUUAGCUGAUGAAGCAGAGGUUCAUCUCAAAUUUUCUUCCAAGCUCCAGAGCGAGGUAGAGAAACCCCUGCUCAACUUCAGAGAGAACUUCAAGAAGGACAUGAAGAAGUGUGACCACCACAUCGCGGAUUUGCGGAAGCACCUGGCCAGCCGCUACACGGCUGUGGAAAAGGCCCGGAAAGCCUUGACAGAGAGGCAGAAGGAUCUGGAAAUGAAAACACAGCAGCUAGAGGUGAAACUCAGCAACAAGACAGAAGAGGAGAUCAAGAAGGCCCGAAGGAAGUCCACCCAGGCAGGGGAUGACCUGAUGCGCUGUGUGGAUCUUUACAAUCAAGCCCAGUCCAAGUGGUUUGAGGAGAUGGUGACCACCACUCUGGAGCUUGAGAGACUAGAAGUUGAAAGGGUGGAGAUGAUUCGGCAGCAUCUGUGCCAGUACACACAGCUGCGGCACGAGACAGACAUGUUCAACCAAAGUACAGUAGAACUUGUGGAUCAGUUGCUUCGGAAAGUGGAUCCUGCCAAAGACAGGGAACUGUGGGUAAAAGAACACAAAACUGGAGACAUCCGACCUGUGGACAUGGAAAUAUAGACUGAUCUGUGGUUGGAUGUGAUGAGUCCACUGAAUUAAGCAGGCUAAUGUUUGUUUUUAAGGGUCAAAAGAGCAUAGGGAAAAGGUUGUUUCACUACCAGACAGACACCUUGUAAUUUAUGCCUGUAUGGGCUAUCUCUGUUCCAUUUAGUCAUUACAAUGGUCCUCGUUGUGCUAAGCCUUAAGCACCAGACAUUCCAGGGUGAAAAAAACAGAUGUGUGCUUCCCACCAGAGGUUCCCAAUUGCACGCAGCUUCCAGGAGAAAUCUGCUUCCUGGCACAGAAAGUGCCCUGUUCUUCAGUGACUUUGUGCUCCACCCCUUGCAUGACUAUCUCUAUACAGUGUGUUAGAGCAACCAGGCAGAGAGCCUCUGGCCAGCGAGGAGAGAACUGAAUAUGAUGCAGGAGGCAAGGAAGUGCUGAUCAGGAAUCCCAGGUCUAUCACUGACUGCUCUCAUGGCCACAGGCAAGUCAAUUAGCUUUCCUGGCUCCCCCAUUUAUCAAAUCUGUGUAUCCUGCAGCAGUGUUGUGUGAAUACAUCGCUUUCAUAUAACACUGUCUUUCACCAUGGCAGUGAAGUGAUGGCCCUUCUCCCAAAAUCUACGGAGAAGAUUCCUGUUCUUCCUGUUUUAUACUCCCUCUCAGGGAUACAUAAACUCAUUUUCAUGAUUUCUGUUGUCAGCCAGUCGGUAAGUUCGAAAGUGUUACCAUCACAAUUUUUUAUCAGGAAAGACUUGGUUGUACUAUACCUACCUCAUUAGCUGUCAGAGUGCCCUCAAUGACAGAAGGAGGUUGUAUUCCAAGGAAUAAAUGAGAUGUUUAAAAUCUUCCCUGCUCAUGCAAGGUGUUUUUCCACAGAAUCUCCUUAAAGACAGUCCUCUAAUAGUUUACUUAGGAUUCAGAUUUAAAUUUCUUUUGUUGGUUUCUUCAGGUGAAUGCGACAGCCUUUAGGUAUUUUUAAUUACUGGGUUUGUCCUGCUAAAUUUUGGCUUUUAUCUUUUUGGAGCCUGAUUUUCAAAGUUGCCAUGACUAUGUGAUGCUAGAUUGCAUUCAGUGUAGAUGUAGGUGCUCAGCACUUCUGUACCAUCAGAGUCUUAGCCUGAAUUUUUUUCUAUGUUACUGUCCUGGUUUAGGGCAAAUUAUAAGCAUCAUAAAGUCACCCCAGGACAUUACCCUUACUGCAAACCACCAAAAAUCCAACACUGCUCUUAGCAAAUAGUGUUAUGUAGUUUGGAGACUGGUUUUGAAAAGGUAUUUAUUUUCUUCUGCUGUUAGUUCUGAUUGAGUAUUCAGAGUUGCUGUUAAUAUAUUUUUUCAGCAUUUCACACAAUGCAAAGAUUAUUCAGAUUCUUCCUUUCGAUCCAGGAGAAAUCCUGAUUCUCACCACUGUGGCCUUUACUCGGUGUUUACUGUUUUCUUAGCUACAAUAUCCCAAACCAUACUAUUUCAUUUGAUCCACAGUUUUGCUCCAUUUUAUCUCACUGUUACUGUCUUUUUCUCCCCAGCCCCAGAACUGCAUCCUUCUUUUGUUCUACUACUGUUCCAGGUUUUUGUUCACCAUCCUGCAGAUUCUGGGACUGGAUCAUUGGGAGUCAAUAUUCCUCUUUGGAAAUACAAACUGAGACACAGAAAAGUCAUGCCUGAAGCAUGUUUGUAACAUUGCUGCAGUGGUUAAUUUUUCUGGUUUAUUAUUUUUAAAUUAUUAUUGCAUUGUUCUCAUAUUGCUCCCCUUUUCCCAACCAUCUGUUUACUAUUACAGGUUCAUUCCUGUCUUGCAAAUUCCUUCAUAACCCACUCCUCUGCUGCUUCAUUGACCUUUACAAACCCUUAGCAUCCUUUGCACGUUGGCAGUUGGAGUGCCAUGGCUGCUGCAUGCUCAGGAUCACUGCUCCUGGUGUGACACUUCUGUGCUGCACACUGGGGAAUUUGGUCUCCAGUUUUAUUCUUGGUGUUGGAAAAGCCUCACCUGAGUUCCUGCACAGAGCAUUGCAGCAGCAGCUGAAGUCUUUGGUUUGCCUGAGUGUCCUUGAGCUUAGUGAGAGCCUCCCUGGAAUCCCCUUCUCCUUCCUUCUGCCCUCAAGCAGGGCAGUUGAUGAUCUUUCCUUUUCAGUCUUUCUACUGAUUCACUCUCUGUCUUACUAAUUUUUGGCCAUAUCAAUGUAAUUAUUUUUCUCUUCAGGCUAGGUCUCAUAAGCUCUCAUAGACAAGCAUUAUACCCUUGAUAGCUCAGCUACCUCAGGUGGCAUAAAAGUAGCAGGAUGGCUCCUGAGACAGUGUUAGAAACAAAAAUUUUUAAUAAAAGACAAAAUAAAAAAGCUCUUUACAGAGAAAACCGAGCCAGGGCAAGAGGUUCUUGCUCCUGCUAAAGCACUUCACAAAAGCGAUUACAUCUUUUGUUCUCUUCUUUUCUAGUGAAUUGCUUAGGCAGGACUUUUUGGCUCCUGUCCAAUUGGCUAUCCUUAAGUUUGAGGUGAAGUCCCCAAGGUCCUAUGAGAUGUCUUUUAACCAAAUUGAGGAGAGAAACUUUUGGGCUUUUGUCCUUUUUAAGGAGACAGAGGGUAACUUGUUUACUCUGUCAACAGGGGCCACAUUCCUACAUCAGUGUGUACUUCUAACUCUUGCCUUGCACUUCAGAGGACAGGCACUUUUUUAUUUUUUAAGCCACAAGUGCAGGUUGAACUUUAAAGACUUCAGUGGCCAAAAUAAUGUGAAUACAUGAAAGCUGCAUUUCAGGUUGCCCCCUGUUCUAGGCUGUAUUGUAAAUUGACAAUGGUAAUCUUGACAAUGCCUCAGCACAUUCUUAUUUUGAUUGCAAAACAAAGCUAGUUGUGCACUUUAUACAGUAUUUUCCUUAAUAAAUACCUGAAAUAAUUUGUUAGCAAUUACACUUUAUUUUUCCUGUUUCUUUAAAGAUGUUUGUUACUUUAUCUAUUUUGGACUGGAAAUACUGUCCGUUAGCAUAAGUUUCUCUGGGGACUGUAAUGUGUUUUGGUUCCUCUGCUAAGGUGUAUUUAUGCUGCUCUACAUUUUUAGUUGGAGGGUUUGUUGGUUUUUUUGGUUUGGGGUUGUUGUUUUUUUUUUUUUAUGUUGUUGUUUUGUUUUGUUUUUUUUUUUACUUCUGGUUUUAUUUCCAGACAGUUUUCCUGCUUCUAGCUCUUGGUCCGUUUGAAGUGUUUCAGGGAUGUGGGUUGCCCAGAACAGCAAUUCUCUUGGUGGAGGCUGCGUCUCUUUUUCACUUCAAUGACCAGAGGAGAGCACAGCUACCUGGCUGUUGAUCUUUCCAAGCCCUGCUCCACCACAGGUGAGAUGUUCAUCCACAACACUUCCAUCUGUACUCAGUGCAAGUUUUGCUGUUGCUUGUAAACAAUUUUCAGCUUAUUUCUUUCAAAAGAUGCUAUUCCCUCCUGAUAUGACCCUGCAGAUCAGUGUUACCUGUCUCAUUCCCUUCUCUGACUGAUGGAUUUUGGAUAGUGAUGCCUUACAGGUCAGGCCAUGCUGGAUUCCCUUGCUGCUAACAGGCAGCAUCUUCAAAGAGGGAAGUGGCACAUUUAAAGGAGAGCAUGGAUUCCUGCUCUCACAGGUAAUUUUGGGAGUUUCAGCAUUGCUCUCUUUGUCUUCCACUGAGUUUCAAAUAUGCAGUGGAGCCCAGCCUGUCUUCAUGCUCCUGCUUCUCCAGAGCAAGAUCAAACUUGUGUUUUAUUAAAAUUCCAGCAUGUGUGGAUGCUGCAUGAUGCUGCUGCAGUGUAGCUGAUUAAUGGAAUACCAAAGGAAGUCCUUUACCUCCAGUACUGAGCUUUGGCAUCAUCCCAUUUCAUCUGGCACCUCCCACGCCUGGUGUGAGCUUUUGCUGCUGUAGCCACUGUGGGGAUCAGAUUGGCAGGGUUCUCUCUCAGCUCUGCCUGCUCUGAGGUCACAGAGCAGCUCAGUUCUCAGCUCACACUGUUUGCUUUCACUGCCAGAGGUGGAGCAAGGGGGGAUUUUCCUCAGGUCCUUAGCAGGUAGCUCUGCUUGCCCUGAUCUGUUAAGCCACCUGUGUUUUGGGAGUGCUGCCACACCUGUGAGCUCCCUCUUGGUCUGAGUGAUGCUGUCACACUCUUGUCCUGUGCUGGAGAUUUCUCUGGCAUUUUCCAUUUCAUCCAGAGCCUUUUGGCCCUUCUCUGGGCUACCUGAACUCCAUGGCUUCAGAUCAGCGCCACAGCUGGAGAGGUGCUUGCCAGCUGUAGCCUCAGCUGCCAUACAGAAUGAGAGCUUUUUAUUCCUCAUCCAGACCUUCCUGCCUGUGUCUCCAAAGCACAGUUGAACAUCCUUCUCUCUAAGGUAUUCUUUCAGCUCAUUUCCUGCCAGAACUCAUUCUGGAUCCAGUGCUGUUGGCUGAUUCCUGUUGGAGUUUAUGAGCUAAAAGCAGUGAGUCCUUUACCACAUGGGCCAAAUGCACUCUUCUCCCAUUAGCAGCAAGAUUCCAGUUUCUUGGAGUAAUAUCCCAAAAAGGCCUAAUUCUCAGUUUGCUCCAGGUUCAGUCAUCUCUGUAACUCGCACUUGUUCAUCACUUCUGUGGGUUGGACAUCUUUUGAAAGACUUUGGUUGCUCCCUUAUAGGGACAUUAGUUCAUUAUUGAACACUGGAAUUGUAGAAGAUAGCUUUAAUUUUUUAAAUUUUAUUUUAAAAUACUGUAACAGCAGUGAAAAUCAUACAGAAAUCCCUAUUAUGUUUCUAGACUCCCUUUCCCCCUGUGCCUCCCAUUAUUGCACAGAUAAACACUGAAAUUACACUUCUUGAGUGCCUGACAGGCAGCAUGCAACCUUGUGCACUGCUUCUUUUUCCCUUUAUGCAGCUUUUUUUCUUCUUUACUUGGGUUAGUUUUUUGGAUCUUUUUUUCCCUUAACAAUAGUUUUCUGUGGGGCAUUCACAGGAAAUUUCUUUAUGCUUGUAGCAGUCGUAGUUUCUCUGGCUUUGUUAGAACUCCCUAGAAUUGUCCUUGUUUUUAAUGUCAUUAUUUAAAUAUUGGCUGCAAGUUAGGCUUAUUAGAUAGAAAUGGGCAUUCCUCAUCUAUUCUUUGGAAGUGCUCAGCACUCAGAGAUUUCUUGGAAUACAACAGGGAGCUAAGAGAUAAGACUCUUUGAAAAUCAGGCUAACAAACAGAAAUGCACAAGCCUCUUCUUUCCUUACUUGUACUCAACUACAUGGAUAAAGUAAAUAUUAAGAAAUGAGAAAUAAUUAAAGUGUAGUUGCUCUCUGUGCAGCUCCCAGCAGCUCCAGUAUGUUCUUGUGUGGGGCUGCAGUCAGAACACACCUCUGGAGCAGCUGUAAAAACUCAAAUCCAGAAUUCAGAGACAAAGAAUCUCUGCCCAUCUGUUUCUUCAGUCACACACAGGGAGAGGAAGGGCACUGCUUACCCAGGUGGGUCCUUCACUACCAAGCACCUUAAGAAAUCCAGACAAGCACUUUGAAGGUCCCCCUGGAAUGAGUAGAUGUGGCUUCUUGAUGUGGUUAUUGGAUGUUUCCUUCUGAACUGAAAGCAGAUUUACUGUUUCACAGUAUCUCCUGUGCUCUUGUCCCCUGGUGCAGCCUGCUGUGUCUGGUCUCAGAGAUGGCAGCAGUGUCCUGAGGGCAGUCCUGGUCACCCUGACAUUCCUCUCGUUUGGCAAUUACAUCUCCAAAAGGCAGUGUCAAAAGGGCAGUUUUCGAAAUAAUGAGCUUUUCAGCUCACAGAGCUCUCUGGAAAGCCUGCAGGCUUUUUGCUCCCCAGGGUGUGUUGGAAUAGCAGAGUGGCGUGGCAGAGGUUGCUGCAGCGUUGGCUCUGAGGAGUUGCUGCUGUGAGGACAUUCCUGCCAUCCCCUCACAGGGAUGGGGAACAGCCCACAGGCAUCCUGUGAGCACCAGAGGAGCCUGCUGGCCACAUCUAUCUCAGCCAGGUGGGCAAGAGUCACAGGUAAAUUCAGAUUACAGCAGACACAUAGGGCAGGAGGGUGGUUACCUCAGUGGGACCUCUCCCAGACCCCAAUGGGCAUUGAGUAAUGAUGAGUGAGGAGCCCAAAACUAUCCCAGUCCUGCUCAGGAGCUGAAAAUCAGUGCUGGGAUGUGUCUGUGCUGACACAGAGCUGUCCAGCUCACUGGAAAUCAGUGCUGGGAUGUGUCUGUGCUGACACAGAGCUGUCCAGCUCACUGGAAAUCAGUGCUGGGAUGUGUCUGUGCUGACACAGAGCUGUCCAGCUCACUGGAAAUCAGUGCUGGGAUGUGUCUGUGCUGACACAGAGCUGUCCAGCUCACUGGAAAUCAGUGCUGGGAUGUGUCUGUGCUGAUACAGAGCUCAUCUCACACCUGCUUGUGCCCAUGGAAGUCCUGCAGGUGCCAGUGCUGCCCUGGGGGCUGCAGAGGGGCUCUGGCAUUUGGCUGCCCCAGGGCAGGGGUGCUGAGCCUGCUGUGCUUCAGGAGCCUGGAGCACCCAGCCCUGCUGAUGCACAGUGGGAAUGAAAUCUUUCCUGGCAGCAAACCCUUGUCUUUUCCUGAGAAGCACUGUUGUAAGAAUAACACCCACUGCUUUGUCUUACAGUAGAUUUUCUUCAUGUGAGUGGUGCAUCUUUCAACUCUUUAUUUUUGCCUCUCUGUUGUCACUGUAGCCAGCUCUUCAUCAGUGAAGUACAACACUUGAAUUUUGAAAUUUCGUAGAACAUAUCUGUUAUUUCAAUGUGCUAACCAAACUUCGCGCUUUUGGCUGUUUUCUGAGGGUUUUAAGAGCUUUUUUGGAGAGGUUAUUUUGGGGUUUGUUUUGGAUUUUUUUUGAUCAGCCACCAGGUUUGGAAGUGUAAUAACUUCUUUUUGUGCUAGCUGCAGUUUCUUUUUCCUUCCUGGAUGUUUUUUCUGAAGGGACCAACACAUAGCACAAUUCAACCUAAAUUUCUAAUCCCAUGCAUUCCUCAAGGCAGAAACCUUUUGUGCCUAAUGAUGCAUCUGAGUCUAAGAACUGUACAUGGAUAAAAUCUUUCAUAGAUAAAUUAAAAAAAAUAAGUCUUAGAUUAACCACAUAAUAAUUAUGGAAAAAAAACAUCUAUAGAUUUCAGACAUUCAGAUUCAAUUCCCUCAACUUACAUUAAGUUGAACUAUUUCAGGUGUGUCAUAAGAGAUAAACUCAGUGGAUAUUCAGAAGAAAAGCUUUCCAGCUGUUCUAUCCAGGUUCAGUGAGUGGACAGGACUAUAAUUUUAAAUAUAUGCAGUCUUUUAGGGCUACUGAUUUAACAAGUAACUGAGUAAUGGCUUGUAUCACAACCCUAUUAAAAUUCUGCUAGCAAAUCCCCUUGAAGUGCCUCUUUAAAUAGUACCUGCUACAAGCAUGUGAAAAAUACAGAUUUACCCUACAAAUUGCCAAAUCUCAGGAGCAGCCGCUGGGCACAGCUCUGUGCAGGAUUCUCAGCCCCUUCCUUGCUCUGAACUGUGCUCCCUCUUAGGACAGCCACAUCUCCAGGAGACCUGCCUUUGGCUCUGAGAAUUUGCUGUCCAGCUCAGGCAUCCUAAAUUCUCAAUGCUGAAAAUGGAAUAGAAAAAAUAAGACUUUAAAAGCAACUGCAUUGAAACUAAUCUUUGGACCCAUCCUUGGUCUCAGUAGAAUAAGCAGGGAAAUCUGCAUAAAAAUCGUAUGCAGUGAUAAUUUUGCAUAAAAGAGUUGUUACACUUUAUUGCAUAAGAUUAAUUAAUAAUAAUAAAUUUUUUAAGAGCCCACAACGUUUUUUUUUACAGCAGUUGCAGGGGAGAAAUGUUCUAGUCCUGGAACUCAAAAGCUGAAUGUGAUUUCAGGGAUCUCACGUCUGCUAACAAAAUAAUCAAAGUCAUGUUAACCCCAGAAUUUGGGAAUGGUUGACCUGAAAUGCCUUGUUCCUUUGGAGUUUUUUUAAUAAAAUGGCUGAGAUUAUCAGAAUAACCUAAGGAAUUGGGAUGUUCAUACUCUUUUAGGUCAAAAACUCUCUUUAGGAACAGCAGCCUCUCUCCAUUAUGAAAACAGCAGGUAUUAGUGUUGGACAAAAAUACUUUCUUCUCCUUAGAUGAUUCCCUUGUUUUGUGCAACACCAGACUGAGAAUUCCACUGGGCAGUUCUGCAGACUGUAGCAGCAGGGAUUCCCAGGCAGGCCAGAUACCAGUCAUACCCUAAACCAGAGUUUUCUACCAAAAUUAAGUUGCUUCUUUGGUCCUUUUUGUGUAAGUUUUCCUAAAUACUUCUAAAUUUCUAGGAAAGUUGUCUUUUGCCAGUACUAAUGACUUGUUUUUAAAGAUGCUUAACCAAAAUUUUAUAACUUCCCGUAAAUUUUGGCUGACUAGACCCCUUAAAUAGUUUAUAUAUCACACAGCCUCUGUCUGGGUUACUAGUAAAUCUUGGAUCAUUGUGGAAAUUAUGGGAUGGCUUUUGUUCCCUAAGGAUAGAUGAAGGAAUCACUUACUGAACUUAAGGUGAAUGAAGAAAAGAUUUAAGGGGCAGAUCUUCAGCUCGAAUAAACUGGCAGGGUUCAGUGGAAGCUACUUGAUGUCAGCUGUGGAUCUUGUCCUUCAGUGUUGAAGGCAUUUCCUCUAUGUAAUUUUUCUGUCUUACUGUAAAACAAUUUCAUAUGGUUAAACUGUAUUUUCCUAUAUUGUUCUGCAAGUUUAUAUACACCAUAGUGCUCAUCUCAUCUCCUGUAAAAUAAACUGUACAGACACAUUGAGCAUGGAA